GAGGACGAGUUGGUGGCUCUGCAAAAGAAGCUGAAGGGCACUGAGGAUGAGCUGGACAAAUACUCCGAGUCCCUAAAAGAUGCCCAAGAAAAGCUGGAACUGGCUGAGAAAAAGGCUGCAGAUGCUGAGAGCGAUGUAGCUUCUCUGAACAGACGUAUCCAGCUGGUUGAGGAAGAGCUGGAUCGUGCUCAGGAGCGUUUGGCAACUGCUCUGCAGAAGCUGGAGGAGGCUGAGAAGGCAGCAGAUGAGAGUGAAAGAGGAAUGAAGGUCAUUGAGAACAGAGCCCAGAAGGAUGAGGAGAAAAUGGAAAUCCAAGAGAUCCAGCUUAAAGAGGCCAAGCACAUUGCUGAAGAGGCUGACCGCAAGUAUGAAGAGGUGGCUCGUAAGCUGGUGAUCAUUGAGAGUGAUCUGGAGCGUGCCGAGGAACGGGCUGAGCUCUCAGAAGGCCAAGUCCGACAGCUGGAAGAACAAUUAAGAAUAAUGGAUCAAACCUUGAAAGCAUUAAUGGCUGCAGAGGAUAAGUACUCACAGAAGGAAGACAAAUAUGAAGAGGAGAUUAAGAUCCUGACUGACAAACUGAAGGAGGCUGAGACCCGUGCUGAAUUUGCAGAGAGGUCAGUAACCAAGCUAGAGAAAAGCAUCGACGACUUAGAAGAUGAGUUAUAUUCUCAGAAACUGAAGUACAAAGCAAUCAGCGAGGAGCUGGACCACGCUCUCAAUGAUAUGACUUCCAUAUAAAUUUCUUUGCUUCACCUCUCCAAAGAUACCUUCAUCAAGCUGGAUAAACCGUCUUUACAAGCUCUUGGAUGUUUCACGGGUUCAUUGUCCUAUCCUCCAGCUUAUUCUUCCUUUUUAGCAUCCUGGCUGAGGAUAUUGCUCUCUUUGUGCCUUCUAUUGUACAGAAACUCUACUUCUUUUAAUGUAAAAUAAACAUCCCACUAUGUGAGCUGUAUCCCUUUUGCUAUUCCUUUGCCUUUUAUUUAUUUAAAUUAAAGAUCUGCUUUUUUGCAUUAGGGAUUUAUUUUUUAUUUUAUUUUUCUGCUGCCUCACACUCCCCCCGUUUCUGACUCCCGCAAACAUCUUGCCAGAGAAUCAACAAUACAAAGUAGCAAAAUGAAAAAUACCAGGCUGUAACAAUGCUAUUCUUGGCUAUCUUUAAUUGGUUGCUUUUGUCAUGUAGUCCUCAUUUUCUCUCAAAUUAAAAUUCAGUUUAUAUGACUUUUUCUUAGACUUACUGGGCUUUUUAGAGUCUUUUAUUGUUGGGCCAAAAUCUGCAAGGACAUAGCUCUCACUGGGGUCAUUUGGUCGUGGGAAUACAGCUGAGGACAGUUUGGCCCUUUAAAUGCUUGACAGUUAUGUUUUUCUAGAGUCCAAAAUUUCCCACCAGUUUGAAGUCUUGAUGUGGAAGACUUCCUGAGUUAUAUAAAUUUGUUGUUUAACUUCUAGUAAAAGAUCCUUUAUAGGAUUUUUCACUUGAUAAUCUGUUUUCCUCCCGGAAUAGGAUAACCAAAUGUCCUUAUCUGUGUUCAUUAACAACUUGGAUUAUGGAAUUUUUAAAAAUUGAUUCAUCUAUCACCAUAGGUGCUAAUAGUUUACUUUUUACAUUUCACAGGGGAAAUUAAAAUACAAUAAUUUCACUUUUAUUCUUAGUGAGUGUCACAGACAGCUAGUGCAAACCUUCAAAUCUGAAUUGCAGAGAUUUCAGAGGAAUGGUUUUAAAUCGGAACAAAAAAUUCUUAUAAUUGGAAUUAAUUGUUAAAUCAUUUUCAUAUAUAAGUAAAAUGCUUCCAUUGAUACCAGAUUUUAUAAAGUUUUGUCUGACAAAACCCAAAUGCUGGGUUCAGAUUGACCUGACAGUGUUCCUUUUAAAGAUAAAACGUUAAAGACAGACAUUUUUUGCUCUCCUACUGUAAUGUACAACUGAGCCUUAAUGUUGCUUCAGGAGGACUUAUAUUCAUUGUAACUAUUUUAACUUCAUUUCCUUCACAAUGGAAAAAGUCCCUUUUCUCUACUAGCUUUACAUUAAAGUGAAUAUCAAUUUAAA
Pelodiscus sinensis (Chinese soft-shelled turtle) is the source of this 2044-nucleotide messenger RNA. The record is from RefSeq and is a predicted model, not a curated record. NCBI's taxonomy places the organism in Eukaryota, Metazoa, Chordata, Testudines, Trionychidae.